AGUCUGGGGGCAGGGGGCAGCCGACCCAAGCAACCUCUCCGGCGAUGGGAGCCGCCCGCCCGCUGCCCAGCUUCACUCUGUGCUUGCAGCUACUGAUCCUCUGCUGUCAAAGUCAGGGGGAGAAUCACCCGUCUCCUAAUUUUAACCAGUAUGUGAGGGACCAGGGCGCCAUGACUGACCAGCUGAGCAGGCGACAGAUCCGCGAGUACCAGCUCUACAGCCGGACCAGCGGCAAGCACGUGCAGGUCACUGGGCGUCGCAUCUCGGCCACUGCUGAGGAUGGCAACAAGUUUGCCAAGCUCAUAGUGGAGACGGACACGUUCGGGAGCCGGGUGCGCAUCAAGGGAGCCGAGAGUGAGAAAUACAUCUGCAUGAGCAAGCGGGGCAAGCUCAUCGGCAAGCCCAGCGGGAAAAGCAAAGACUGCGUGUUCACGGAGAUCGUGCUGGAGAACAACUACACGGCCUUCCAGAACGCGCGGCGCGAGGGCUGGUUCAUGGCCUUCACGCGGCAGGGAAGGCCCCGCCAGGCCUCCCGCAGCCGCCAGAACCAGCGGGAGGCGCACUUCAUCAAGCGGCUCUACGAGGGCCAGCUGCCCUUUCCCAACCAAGUCGAGAGGCAGAAGCAGUUCGAGUUUGUGGGCUCAACACCCACCCGCCGGACCAAGCGCACUCGGAGGCCACAGCCCCUGACGUAGUCAGGGACACAGGGUGGGGGCAGCUGCCCGUCACCAGCUUUCCCAUCCCUUUCUCUU
Molecule: messenger RNA, 752 nt
Organism: Pteropus alecto (black flying fox)
Lineage: Eukaryota; Metazoa; Chordata; Mammalia; Chiroptera; Pteropodidae
Gene: FGF17
Product: fibroblast growth factor 17
Exons: 5
Coding region: 45-695 (216 amino acids)
Biological process (GO): animal organ morphogenesis; positive regulation of gene expression; regulation of cell migration
Cellular component (GO): cytoplasm
Molecular function (GO): type 2 fibroblast growth factor receptor binding; growth factor activity; type 1 fibroblast growth factor receptor binding
Source: RefSeq, a predicted model, not a curated record